AUGGCGCUACUUCUCCUACUGUCUUUGGCAAGUAUUCUUCUGGUUAUGUUUUAUCUCCAGUUCCGAUGGCGAUACAGAUAUAUUUUGGCCACAGCCAACAAACUGCCUUGUCCACCAGCCUGGCCAUUCAUUGGAAACCUUCUUUUCCUCCUAGGGGAUGUUCCUCGUACGACAAAAAAUCUGUUCAGAACUUUUACUGAAUAUAAAAAGCAUUUCUGCCUUUGGAUUGGACCUUUACCACUUUUUGUGAUAUCUGACCCCUCAGAUGUACAGAUUAUCCUAAAUAGUAGUAAUACUCUGGAAAAGGAUGAUACAUCUUACAAAUUUAUGAAGAUCUUUGGAGGGAAUGGCUUAAUAACUGCACCAGUUUCAGUUUGGAAAAAGACUCGGCGUUUGAUCAGUCCAGUGUUUCACCCCACAAACCUUGAGAACUUCCUGCCAGUGUUUAAUGAUGUGAGCAGAGAAUUGGUCCAAGGUAUUGACGUGGAAGGCGAGAUAAUUGACCCUUCUGGGCUUUUCUCAAAUGCGGCGCUAGAUGCUAUAUCAACCAACACUGUUAUCACUGGCGAUAUAAAUAUUGAUUGGUUGGCUGGUUCAAGUGUGCGAGAUGAGAUGCAGGACCUUCUUGCCUCCUCUAACUUAAGACAGCUAGUUAACUCCCCAACUCGAGUGGAUCAUAUUGCUGGUCGUCAAUCAUUGCUGGACUGGGUCAUGACUGACAUAGUCGAUGAAAAUGUAAGUGUUCAUGUCUUGGGUACUGAGUUAUCGGACCAUUUCGCUCAGCUAGUCUCUAUAUCCAUGAACCUCCUGAAGGAGCCCGCAGCGGUUCCGUGUGUCAGGCGCUGUCUAACAUCCAGUAACUUGGCUACUCUGAACUUCAUAUUAAGUCACGAGACUUGGGACGCUAUCGAUGUUGCCGAGCCAGUAGAUGAGCAGUUUAAUUCUUUCAUAAGUGUUAUUAAUUAUGCUCUUGAUUUUGCUUGCCCUAAAAAACAAAUACGCAAAGGUCGAAGAAAUAAGAUAAAGGAUGGAUUUUCACCGUACUUGCUCAAAAAUAAUAUUCUAACAGACAAGCAGUUCAGUUUUGUCAAGGGCCGCUCUACUGGUGAGGCAUUGGCGACUUUUGUAUUCCAUGUGGUCAAGGGACUGGAGAGAAGACAGCGGACACUUUGUGUAAUGAUGGAUCUGACUAAGGCGUUCGACUGUGUCAGUCAUGACAGACUGAUGGAGGGUUUGCAACGCCUAGGUUUUGCAAAUGAAAUACUGAGGUGGCUGGAGUCGUAUCUUGGAGAUCGAAAACAAUUUGUCAAACUCAAUAACCACUGCUCGGAACUGUUUGAGAUUAAAUUUGGAGUUCCCCAAGGGUUUCAUUGUACAAAUGUAGUAGAUGGAGCUUCUAUACAUGACCACAACAUGCGAGCCCGAGUAGACCUGCGACAAACCCAACAUUCCUCGGCUCUGGCGGGUGGACUGCCUCAAAAUUCAGGGGCUAGCUCUGGAAGGAAGAGCUUUCUGGAGAAGAACACUACCAAAGAAAUAACUUUGGAUAUAAGGGGAUCAGAAACGGUUGUCUCGGCUCUUUCAUUUUUUUCAAUAAUUCUUGCAAACCACCAGGAUGUGCAGGAAAAAAUCUAUAGAGAGAUCCUACAGAAAGUUGAGGAUCCCAGUAACGUCACUCACUCUGACCUGAGAUCUCUGACAUAUCUGGAACAAUCUAUAAUGGAAUGUCUGAGGCUAUAUCCAAGUGUUCCCAUAGUUUUGAGGAAAGCUACUAAAAACACGAAACUAUCUACGUUUACGCUGCCAGCCAAUAGUCGAUUGAUGAUUCCUUUCUACGCCAUGAGUCGAGAUGAGGACCAGUUUCCCGAACCUGAAAGAUUUCUGCCAGACCGUUUCUCGCCAGACGCCUUAGGAGGAAGACAUCCGUAUUCCUUCCUCCCGUUUAGUGGUGGUCCACGAAACUGCAUAGGAAAGAUGUAUUCUAUGUUCUUCAUGAAGACAGUCAUAGUGCAUUUGCUUACAAAUUACAAACUGCACAGCAAUGAGAAGAGCUGGAAGCUAAUGGAGGUGAGGCGUGAGAUAGAGAGGAUCGCUGGUAGACGUCGAAUGUUCCUUUUAUUCAACCGUCUCGUGAUUGAAAUACACUCUGGGAGGAAGCGUCUCACCUACUCCAGACAGCUGUAUUUUGUUGAUUUGGGGAGGCGUGAUAAAGAAGCUGCGACUCGUGAUAAGCGCAAAAUGUUCGAGCUCUUGGAUCAGCGCAUCACCUCAGUUUUAUAA
Homalodisca vitripennis (glassy-winged sharpshooter) is the source of this 2280-nucleotide messenger RNA. RefSeq lists its product as uncharacterized. The transcript is spliced from 14 exons. NCBI's taxonomy places the organism in Eukaryota, Metazoa, Arthropoda, Insecta, Hemiptera, Cicadellidae. Bases 1 to 2280 code for a protein of 759 amino acids. Gene Ontology annotation, molecular function: monooxygenase activity; oxidoreductase activity, acting on paired donors, with incorporation or reduction of molecular oxygen; iron ion binding. The record is from RefSeq and is a predicted model, not a curated record.